Messenger RNA from Hipposideros armiger (great roundleaf bat), 3117 nucleotides. RefSeq names its product polo like kinase 1 (gene PLK1). Gene Ontology annotation, cellular component: centrosome; kinetochore; cytoplasm. Bases 1021 to 2835 code for a protein of 604 amino acids. Gene Ontology annotation, molecular function: ATP binding; protein binding; protein serine/threonine kinase activity. Lineage: Eukaryota; Metazoa; Chordata; Mammalia; Chiroptera; Hipposideridae. Gene Ontology annotation, biological process: mitotic spindle organization; protein phosphorylation. The transcript has 10 exons. The record is from RefSeq and is a predicted model, not a curated record.
UAUUUUAUUAUUAUUUUUUUUUAAGCUGAGCCAUCCUGUCACCUGUUGGCAGCUCAGCAGCUGCUCAGCUCAGUAUUGAUUUUUGAGUGCUGUAAAUUGAAUCCCAGUUUUAAAAAGGGAGGGGCCGGAGCUGGCCUUGGCCCACCAGUUUGCCCAGCCCUCUGCCAACGGGGUCCACUCUUCCCAGCACUGGGAAGCACAGCAGGGAACAAGCCAGGUCUGCUUGUACAGUGAGGGGCCCUGGCAUGUGCUUCUCAAACCUCGGCGUGUGUAGGGCUUGUUAGGCAGAUGGAAGGGCAGUUCUCCCCGGGAGUGUGGCCUUUCUAACAAGCUCCCAGGUGCUGGCAGUGCUGGCGGCCCCUGGCCUAGUUUGAGUCGAGUUGCUCUAUAAGCCAGAGGGGCCCAGGAGCAGCUACUAUUUGAAGGAGGUGAGUAGGGGCCUUGUCCUGAAGGUGCAAAUUCCCGUCGAGCAUUCUGUUUUUACUUAGAUUUUAGUUUAUUUGGGGUGUCUGGGAAGAGAGCUAAUGACAUGGGAGGCGUGUGCUAAGGCUCUCCCAAGCCAGCUCUUGGCGCUGCCGGGCCUCUCUCCUGAGCUUCUGUUCUGGAAGGCGGCUAGGGGUGCAGGAAGGUGUUAAGAAAAGCUUCCUGGAGGAGGAGGUGCCUGUGAACUGCAGGAGCUCCCAGACCCGCCGAGAAACGGAGAAGCCCUGAACUCCGGCCCCCUCGGGCUGGCUUCCCUGGCACCCCACGUGUCUGCUGUCCGUCAGCCCUGUCAAUCAAGUUCGUUUCUCCUUCCCCAAACGCCCUAUCCCGGCUGGGUAAAGUUUAAAGGCGGCCGCGGAGCCGGGCGCUCCCAGAGUACCGCGCGGCGGGCGGGUUUGGAUUUUAAAUCCCCGCGACCAAUCAGCGGCGCGCAGACCUUUGUAACGUUCCCGGCGCCGCGUUUGAAUUCGAGGAGGAGCCGAGCGGUGUCAAACCUCUGUUCAGACCCGGCUGGGACCGCUGAGCAAUUCCGGGGACAUGAGUGCGGCGGCGACUGCAGGGAAGCUGGCGCGGGCACCAGCCGAGCCAGGGAAAGCCGGGGGCCCCGGAGCUGCAGCUCCCGGGGCCCCGGCGGCCGCCCCGCCGGCCAAAGAGAUCCCGGAGGUCCUAGUGGACCUCCGCAGCCGGCGGCGCUAUCUGCGGGGCCGCUUUCUGGGGAAGGGCGGCUUUGCCAAGUGCUUCGAGAUCUCGGACGCGGACACGAAGGAGGUGUUCGCGGGCAAGAUCGUGCCGAAGUCGCUGCUGCUUAAGCCGCACCAGAAGGAGAAGAUGUCCAUGGAGAUAUCCAUUCACCGCAGCCUCGCCCACCAGCACGUCGUGGGCUUCCACGGCUUUUUCGAGGACAACGACUUCGUGUUCGUGGUGUUGGAGCUCUGCCGCCGGAGAUCUCUCCUGGAGCUGCACAAGCGCAGGAAAGCCCUGACCGAGCCUGAGGCCCGCUACUACCUGCGGCAGAUCGUCCUGGGCUGCCAGUACCUGCACCUGAACCGCGUCAUUCACCGCGACCUCAAGCUGGGCAACCUCUUCCUGAACGAGGAUCUGGAGGUGAAAAUAGGGGAUUUUGGACUGGCCACCAAAGUUGAAUAUGACGGGGAACGGAAGAAGACCCUGUGUGGGACGCCAAAUUACAUCGCUCCUGAGGUGCUGAGCAAGAAGGGACACAGUUUCGAGGUGGACGUGUGGUCCAUUGGCUGCAUCAUGUACACCUUGUUAGUGGGUAAACCGCCUUUUGAGACGUCUUGCCUGAAAGAGACCUACCUCCGGAUCAAGAAGAAUGACUACAGUAUUCCCAAGCACAUCAAUCCCGUGGCCGCCUCCCUCAUCCAGAAGAUGCUACAGACAGACCCCACGGCCCGGCCCACCAUUCACGAGCUGCUCGAAGACGAGUUCUUUACUUCUGGCUACAUCCCCGCCCGUCUGCCCAUCACCUGCCUCACCAUCCCACCCAGGUUUUCCAUCGCUCCCAGCAGUCUGGACUCCAGCAACCGGAAGCCUCUCUCAGUCCUCAAUAAAGGCGUGGGGAACCCCAUGUCUGAACGGCCCCGAGAAAAGGAGGAACCAGCAGUCCGGGAGACCAGUGAGCCCGCUGACUGCCACCUCGGUGACAUGCUGCAGCAGCUACACAGCGUCAAUGCCUCCAAGCCCUCAGAGCGGGGGCUGGUGCGGCAAGAGGAGGCUGAGGAUCCCGCCUGCAUCCCCAUCUUCUGGGUCAGCAAGUGGGUGGACUAUUCAGACAAGUACGGCCUCGGGUACCAGCUGUGUGACAACAGCGUGGGGGUACUCUUCAAUGACUCCACACGCCUUAUCCUGUACAACGACGGGGACAGCCUGCAGUACAUAGAACGCGACGGCACAGAGUCCUACCUUACCGUCACUUCCCAUCCCAGCUCCUUGAUGAAGAAGAUCACCCUGCUCAGGUACUUCCGCAACUACAUGAGCGAACACUUGCUGAAGGCGGGGGCCAAUAUCACGCCGCGGGAAGGGGACGAGCUGGCCCGGCUGCCGUACCUGCGCACCUGGUUCCGCACACGCAGUGCCAUCGUCCUGCACCUGAGCAAUGGCUGCGUGCAGAUCAACUUCUUCCAGGACCACACCAAACUCAUCCUGUGCCCCCUGAUGGCCGCCGUGACCUACAUCAACGAGAAGCGGGACUUCCGCACGUACCGCCUGAGCCUCCUGGAGGAGUACGGCUGCUCCCGGGAGCUGGCCAGCCGCCUCCGCUAUGCACGCACCAUGGUGGACAAGCUGCUGAGCUCACGCUCGGUCACCAACCGCCUCAAGGCCUCCUCGUAGCCCCUGUGGCCUGGGGCCCCCACCCCCCGGACCGUGGCCCGUUCUGCUUAAUUCCCAUGGUGCUGGUUUUCCUUGUGUGCCCGAGCCCUGGGGGCCGGGCAGAGCCGUGGCAUCCUUGCAAGUGGGGCUGCUGUGUAAGUUAUUUUUGUACAUGCUCUGGUGUGGGUUCUGUGGCUCGUCCCCUUCCCUCUCCACCCCACCAUAUGAAUUGUACAGAAUGUCGCUAUUGGAUUCGGGACUGUCCCUUCCUUGUCUUUAUAUACAUUAAACACGUGAAUCUCU